AUGCUUACAGAAGAGCGUGCUACUAAUAUCGUUGCAGAAACCGCUGCAGCUUUCGAAGCUUGCAAACUCUGCUUGAGGCACGAUAUAAAUCACGUCAAGUUAAUAACCGACUCUAAAUACCCCAUCAGCUGCAUGACAGAACAUCUCCCAAAGUGGAAGGCCAACGGAUGGCUGAACGCGAAAAAUCGACCGGUCGUAAAUCAAAAACUGUUGAAGGAACUCGAUGCGUUCCAACAGCAACUAGAGAUCCAAUUCGAAUAUACACCUGGGCAUCAAGGGAUUUACGGCAAUGAGAAGGCCGAUGAAUUAGCAAAAAUAGGGUCGAAAAUCUACCCAUCAACCUAG
Diachasma alloeum is the source of this 345-nucleotide messenger RNA. RefSeq names its product ribonuclease H1-like. The transcript has a single exon. The coding region runs from base 1 to 345 and encodes 114 amino acids. Gene Ontology annotation, biological process: DNA replication, removal of RNA primer. Gene Ontology annotation, molecular function: RNA-DNA hybrid ribonuclease activity; nucleic acid binding. Lineage: Eukaryota; Metazoa; Arthropoda; Insecta; Hymenoptera; Braconidae. The record is from RefSeq and is a predicted model, not a curated record.